CUGGAAGUGGGUGUCGUGACCUCAUUCACGAUUUGCAAAUGGCGACGGCUUUUUCGCCGAUGACCCACCUUCCGAAAUAACAUUUUUGUGUUUUAUGUGAAUUGUGAUAAUAACAUCGAUAGUUUUCCAGAAUAAGAUCCAUUUAAAAAGGGCAUCAUGCCUGCUGUAAAGGGGGAUAACAUGCGGGGACUGUUGGUCUUCAUCUCAGACAUCCGCAACUGCAAAAGUAAAGAGGCUGAAAUCAAGCGCAUAAACAAGGAGCUUGCUAACAUCAGGUCAAAGUUCAAAGGUGACAAGACACUGGAUGGCUAUCACAAGAAGAAAUAUGUGUGUAAACUUCUGUUUAUCUUCCUUCUUGGCCAUGACAUCGACUUUGGAUACAUGGAGGCUGUCAAUCUUCUCAGCUCCAACCGAUACACAGAAAAACAGAUUGGAUAUUUGUUUAUUUCCGUGAUGAUUAGUGCCAAUAAUGAUCUGAUUAAGUUGGUCAUUAAGUCCAUUAAGAAUGACUUGGCCAGCCCUAAUCCUGUCCACGUCAACCUGGCUCUACAGUGCACAGCCAACAUCGGCAGUAAAGAAAUGGCCGAGGGACUGGGCAAUGAAAUCCCCAAACUCCUGGUGUCAGGGGAAACUAUUGACUCUGUGAAACAGAGUGCUGCCCUGACCCUGCUCCGACUGUUGCGGACUUCACCAGAGUACAUUCAGAUUGGGGAAUGGUCGUCCAGGGUCAUCCACUUACUCAAUGACCAGCACCUAGGGGUCGUCACGUCAGCAGCUAGUCUGAUUGAAGCUCUGGUCAAGAAGAGUCCUGAGGAGUACAAGGGAUGUGUAUCACUAGCCGUGUCUCGACUCAGCAGGAUUGUGACAGCCUCAUAUACAGAUCUUCAAGACUACACAUACUACUUUGUGCCAGCUCCCUGGUUAUCCGUCAAACUUCUACGAUUAUUACAAAAUUAUCCCCCACCAGAGGAUCCGGCCGUGAGGACAAGGUUAACAGAGUGUCUAGAAACAAUAUUAAACAAGGCUCAAGAGCCCCCCAAGUCGAAGAAGAUCCAGCAUGGGAAUGCCAAAAAUGCAGUACUUAAUGAAGCAAUUAACCUAAUUAUUCACAUGGACAGUGAUCCGAACCUUCUAGUCAGGGCCUGUAACCAACUGGGCCAAUUUCUUCAGCACAGAGAAACUAACCUUAGGUAUUUGGCUUUGGAGAGCAUGUGCUUGCUAGCAACAUCAGAGUUUUCUCACGAGGCUGUGAAGAAACAUCAAGAAACUGUAGUCAAUUCCUUAAAGACUGAAAGAGAUGUCAGUGUUCGACAGAGGGCGGUUGAUCUUCUGUAUGCCAUGUGUGACAGAACAAAUGCUGAGGAGAUUGUGGGGGAGAUGCUGGAAUAUUUAGAGACUGCUGACUACUCAAUACGGGAGGAAAUGGUGCUGAAGGUGGCCAUAUUGGCAGAGAAGUACGCAGUGGACUAUACUUGGUAUGUGGAUGUCAUACUAAACCUGAUCCGUAUCUCGGGAGAUUACGUCAGCGAAGAGGUUUGGUACCGUGUCAUACAGAUUGUGAUCAACAGAGACGAUGUACAAGGAUACGCAGCUAAAACUGUGUUUGAGGCUUUGCAGGCCCCGGCUUGUCACGAGAACAUGGUCAAAGUUGGGGGUUACAUACUGGGGGAGUUUGGCAAUCUUAUUGCAGGGGAUCCAAGAUCCAGUCCAUUGGUUCAGUUCCAGCUGCUACAUUCAAAGUACCACUUAUGUGGACCUGCCACACGAGGCUUGAUUCUGUCCACAUACAUCAAAUUUGUUAACCUUUUUCCUGAGAUUAAAUCAACCAUCCAAGAUGUUUUGAAAAGUGACAAUAACUUGCGCAACUCGGAUGUAGAACUACAACAGAGAAGUGUAGAAUAUCUACAGCUAAGCACCGUGGCAUCCACUGACGUUCUGGCAACUGUUUUGGAAGAAAUGCCGCCAUUCCCAGAGAGAGAAUCAUCAAUUUUGGCCAAACUGAAGAAGAAAAAACCAACCGUGACGGAACAGACAGAGAACAAAGAACCAAAGCAACCAAUGCCUCAGGCACAGAUGAGCAACAGUGCCAGUACCCACACACCACAAGCUCCUGUACAGCUUGCUGCAGUUUCAAACCCCAGUCCUGCUUCAGAUGACCUUCUGGGUCUGAAUUCACCAGCCCCUACACAGACUGGACCCUCAGCAGGAAGUUUCUUGUUGGAUGUUUUUGAUACUGUUGGUUCAAGCCCAAGCCCAUCCACCAAUGGAGUGGAUGCUAAUGGUCUGACAGCUGGAGCAGAGGACAGCUUUAGAAAAUUUAUUUGUAAAAAUAAUGGGGUAUUAUUUGAAAAUGACCUUCUACAAAUUGGAGUUAAAUCGGAAUAUCGUCAGAAUUUAGGAAGACUUGGAAUAUUCUAUGGCAACAAAACCUCAUACCAAUUCAGUGGAUUCGGUGUGGAUACACAGUGCCCUGGAGAUUUGGGAUCUCAGAUCACCUGCACACCCAAGCCUGUAGGGACGACGAUCGCCAGCGGUGCUCAGGUACAGCAGGUAAUCAACAUUGAGAGUAUCACGGAGUUUGCUGAUGCCCCCCUCCUCAUCAUCACUUUCAUGUAUAACGGUAACUCUCAGAGACUGAAUCUAAAGCUUCCGGUCAUGUUUAACAAAUUCUCUGAGGCGGUGGAAAUGGACUCGGGCACGUUCUUCACCAGAUGGAAGUCUCUGUCACAGCCUGAUCAAGAAUGCCAGAAAGUGUUUAAAGCUAACUCUCCAAUAGAUAUUGAACAGAACAAGACUAAAUUGUUAGGAUUUGGAGUGAGUAUCUUGGAAGGAAUAGAUCCUAACCCUGAAAACUACGUGGCUGCUGGAAUCAUUCAUACCAAGUCAACUCAGAUUGGCUGUCUUAUUCGACUAGAACCUAAUAAAAAUGCACAGAUGUAUAGGCUAACAAUACGUGCCAGCAAAGCUCCAGUACCCAAUAUUCUAGCCGACUUACUGGAACAGCAAUUCUAGUGCAUACUCAAAGGAUAGGACAGUUAAACAUGUGAUAGAUAACAUUACAGAGGAAAUAAUUUCUACAGGAGAAUGACAGAGAGAGAGAGAGUGAGUGGGAGGGGGGAUGGAGAAUCGUUUGAAGGCUGUUGUACAUUGCUUGUGUGUUUAGUGUUUGGAGUUAUGUUAGAGUAGACGCGGUUUAGAGAUCCAUGGUGGUCUUCUCUUAAGCGAUGUAUCCAUAUUUUGCAUCAGUUAUGUGAAGAUUUUCGGUAUGGUGAUUAAGAAGUAUCAAGGGUUGUGUAUUUUAAAUUUUAAAAAUGAACUAUCACAGUUAGAGCAUUAAAUGUGUGCUUUUGAAAGAAAAGGCAAAUGAAGAGGUGGGUUUUGUAUCCUCAUUCAUCAUCUCUGCAUAGAAUCCUAGGCUUCGGUCAUACCUUUCAUUUUUUGAAUGUUAAUGUAUUAGAAUUCGCUUUUUCCAUUGCAGGGACAUAUUUAUGGGCAUUGAAUCCAUAAAAUGUGAUAAAAUUCCAUUUGUGUGCAAAUUUUAUUGAUAUCAGUAGGAAAGUUCUCCAAGAACUCGGGAGUGAAUUGCUGGCUUUGUAUGUGAACACCAAGUUCUAAGUGAUCUAGCUUGGUAUGUGAAGUUAUAGGUGACUGGGCUGCUCCGUAGAUCGCCUAGGUCAUUUGUGCAGUGUUCGGAGUAUUAUACAUUCCAUUUGAUAUGUUAAUCUCAACAAAAAUUAAUAGUGGAGAACAUUCUUAAUAGAUUUUUGUAUGAGGAAAAACAAAAGGCCGUAUAAAAAAUUGUACCAGCACAAUAUUCACAGAUGAUGCAUUCUGAAUUUAUGUAUUGGGAGUGCUACUAUAAUUUGCUAUGGCAGAGGCUAAUGAUUAUUCAAGAAUUUUCAGUAUGCAAGUGUUUGAGUGUAACUGUGUGUAUCUUUUUUAAUCUUUCAAUCUUGUAACAAGUACAUUUAAGCAGCAAAAGAACAACUUAUAUUAGCUGCAAAAAAUGGGAAAUGCCUCAUGUUUGUACAAAUAUCUAAGCAGUCAAUUUUAAGAAUAAAUCAAAACCUAUUGAAUAUUGGAAGUGCUAAGAUUAUUUUCUAUAUACAUGUGUCUUGUGUGCCAUGGGGGAACGCAGAUCUUCUUAAGAUAUCAAUUGAUAUUUUUUCAAGGUUAACUUGCAGUAGAAUACUCAAAAGUCUCACAAUCGGGUCACGAACAAUCAAUACUAAGGAGGCUGUUUAUAAAUAGCAACAGUAAAACAUAGCGGCAUUGGAGACAUUCAUUUGAGGCUUGUUGAUGCUGAACAUUUUAUGUUAUCAAAUAAUGCUGAAUGUAGCAAAAGAAGCGAGAUAUGAAUACAAAAAGUAGACUCAAUAUGUGAGCAUGCUAGCCCUUCAUUUUGUGGAGUAGUAUUGAAAAAAGAUGCGUAUUUUCAGUGACAAAAUGACAGCAAACUGCAUGCCAUGAAGAGAGUGUACCCAAUUUGAUGGAGCGCAAAUUAUAGUGAGCCUAAAGUCUCAAGUGAUAAUUCCAUGGAGAUGAUCUUCAUUCAGUUUUAUACCAGGGCUAGAUGCUUGCAGAUUCUUUGAUUUCCAUACAGUUGAAUGGGGGGUAUUCAAAUAUGGCGGAAACAUACAUGUAUAUUUAAUGGUGAUGAUUGUUGACAUCACUUAGAAUGUUGUGUACAAAGAUAAACCCAUGUGCAAUAAACAGUAGCGAAGUUCGUAACUUAAAAAUGUAUAAUUGUUUUUCAUGUGAGGAGAAAUGUCUUUGAAUUCAAAAUAUGAAUGGUAGAUACUAGAUGUAGAAAUAAAAUAAAAUGUUCUGAAAGGCUAGAUUUUGUCUUGGGUACUGUUUGCAGGUACUCUUUCCGAGACUGUAAGAUUUGGAGCAAGUCACAUGAGUAGUAGUAGGGAUGUUUUUGACGAUCUACAGUAUAGAACUGCAGCUUUUGAUUUAUUGAUCUUGAACUAGUUGAAUAGGGAAUUAUUUAUAUAGAGACCAUUUCCUCCCUGUGUAUAUUGUAUAUUUAUAUAUCAUUAUGAUAAUAUCGAACAUCAUUAUAAACAACUCAUUAAAGUGGUAAAAAUGU
Molecule: messenger RNA, 5095 nt
Organism: Ostrea edulis (European flat oyster)
Lineage: Eukaryota; Metazoa; Mollusca; Bivalvia; Ostreida; Ostreidae
Product: AP-2 complex subunit alpha-2-like
Exons: 23
Coding region: 157-3012 (951 amino acids)
Biological process (GO): intracellular protein transport; clathrin-dependent endocytosis
Cellular component (GO): AP-2 adaptor complex; membrane coat
Molecular function (GO): clathrin-cargo adaptor activity
Source: RefSeq, a predicted model, not a curated record